Messenger RNA from Haliotis rufescens (red abalone), 4850 nucleotides. Its product is annotated as Bardet-Biedl syndrome 1 protein homolog. The record is from RefSeq and is a predicted model, not a curated record. Gene Ontology annotation, biological process: protein localization to cilium; non-motile cilium assembly. The transcript is spliced from 16 exons. Gene Ontology annotation, cellular component: BBSome; centrosome; axoneme. The coding region runs from base 182 to 1984 and encodes 600 amino acids. Gene Ontology annotation, molecular function: smoothened binding; patched binding. NCBI's taxonomy places the organism in Eukaryota, Metazoa, Mollusca, Gastropoda, Lepetellida, Haliotidae.
UUUGCAUGUUACAGUGAUUAUUGUUACACCAUCAAGUGUUGGUUGCUUUUGUUUAUAGUCUUGUUUCUAUGUCUAGACGGUAACCGUCAUGUCAAACACUUCUGUCGGCGUGAGAGGGUCAUCUAGCGAAGCAUCAGGCUCUGUGCUGAGAUAGUGUAGUCAGCAUUCAAGGGUGGUAGUAAUGGCGGGUGCCCCUACUCAUGAAGCUGGCUUGCUCUGGAGACUGCUGAACCGCAGUGGAACCGAAAGCAAUGGAGAUAGCACAAAAUGGCUGGACGCAUACCACGACCCCAUGUCAACUCUGUACACAUUCACACAGUGUAUGACUCUCUCGGACAUCCAGGCAGAUGGAGACUGGAAACUGAUUGUUGCUGAUCUGGGGACUGGCAGUUAUGACAUGAAGCUGAAGGUGUACAAAAACACUAACAUCCUGAGUGAACACACCAUCAUCGACCUGCCGACUGGGGUGGUCACAUUCUACAUGGACACCCUGGAACCAAGGACGCCAGCUAUUGCUGUGGCCUCGGGUCCCUACAUCUACAUCUACAAGAACCUGCGACCAUACUUCAAGUUCACCCUCCCCCCUCUGGAAAUCUUCCCUCUGGAGCAGGAGCUGUGGAAUCAGGCUAAGGAUGACCGUGUGAAUGUAUUUAUACUGAGAGAAGCACUGGAGGGAUUGAGAGCUGAAGGCAACACGUUGACGGUGCGAUCUUUACGGUUCCUUCAGUUGGAGGCCAAUGACCUGGAGGCCUUCGCCAACCUGCACAAACACUUUCCUCUGAAACGACAGACUGUGAUAACAAGCCUUGCCACCUUGAAGAAAUCCAUGGCUGAUGAAGAUGCCAUCAGCUGUCUGGUCCUGGGGACAGAGAACAAGUCUAUCUAUGUCCUAGACCCUGAGGCCUUCACAGUUCUCACAACAAUGGAGCUGCCCAGUGUCCCGGUGUUCCUCAGUGUGAACGGCCUGUACGAUGUGGAGUACAGGAUAGUGGUUGCAUGUAGGAAUGGAUGUGUCUACACCCUGAAGAGGGGAUCAACGGAGGGAGCCAAGUACACUAUAGAACUCAACUCACAGCCCGUUGGCCUGGAGAGAAUCAACAAGAACAUCUACGUGGGCUGUAUGGAUGAAACAAUGCACUGCUUCACGUCCAAGGGAAAGAAAUUGUGGACGAUCAAAUUGCCAGCAAGCAUUACGACAAUGCACACCAUUGACUACAAACCCCGAGCAUUCAAGGCUGUCCUGAUCGGCCUCAACAACUGUGAAGUACAUAUAUACAAGGAGAAGUAUCUGGUAGACGUCAUCAAGGCCUCCGAUGUUGUCACAGGGCUACACUUUGGACGCUUCGGGAGGGAGGAUGGCACUCUGGUCAUGUCUACUCGAGGUGGUGGACUGUUUGUGAAGAUUUUGAAGCGGACUGCAUCAUUUCAAGAGAAGGAUCUUUCAGCAGGGCCGCCCGUGGCCCAAAAUGUGAAGCUGAAUGUUCCCAAGAAGACCAAACUGUUUGUAGACCAGACCAUGAGGGAGAGAGAGAAUGCUGUCACCAUGCACCGCACGUUCCAGCGUGACCUGUACCUGCUACGUCUGAACACAGCCCGACAGUACCUGAAGGCCCUGGAGACCAGCAUGAACCCCAUCUCCUCUGACCCCGCUGAACCCGUCAAACUCUCAGCACAGGUGCAAGGCAUCGGUCCUACUUUCAAGAUGACAGUCAACCUGCAGAAUACAUCCCUCAGCCAAGCCUCCUCCCACCUCUUCAUCACUUUUGACUAUGAUGAUAAACUUUACAGCUUCAGGAAGACACACAUCAAGGUGCCCAUGCUGGUGCCAGGGCUGAACUACUCCUACGACACAUUCAUAGACUGUCAGAGUGACAAGGGAGUCUCCGACAACGUCAAGGUAUAUGUGCUGAAACAAGGUCGGAGUGUCCCCCUCAUCACCGGCGUCAUCAGCAUGCCUGUCAGUGAGGCUGUCGUCGUCACAUGAGCUGCAGGAUACACCAACGUUGUCUCAGCUCUCUGUCAUCCACCUGAUUCAAUCAGGAACAAAGUACUGCUCCGUCACACUGGUGUGGUGCCAAUAAAGUCUGUAUGAAGGAAGUAAGGAUAAGUUGUUGAGUAUGUUAAGGAGCCACCCAAUUUUUCAGAAACAUUUUCCAUGUUCUGGUGAUAGUCAUAUUUGUAUCUCUGUCACACUUAAUGAACCAAAAUGUAAGGAUCCAAUGCAAGAAAUAUCAUGUUUAUUUUGGAAGUAUCUACAUAUGAUGUUUGGCAUCAUUGUAAUAAAACUUAUGUCUAAGGUACCACUGAUACUUGGUGAUAUGUUAGUUUAUAAAUAUGCCCUUCUGUAAUUAAUCUUAAAAUAUGCCCUUCUGUAAUUAAUCUAAAAAUAUGCCCUUCUGUAAUUAAUUUAAAAAAAUGCCGUUCUGCAAUCAGUUUAAAAAUAUGCCCUUCUGUAAUUAUUUUAAAAAUAUGCUCUUAAAUUAAUUUACAAAUAUGCUCUUUUGUAAUCAAUUAAAAAGUAUGCCCCUCUGUAAUCCAAUUUAAAAAUAUGCCCUUCUGUAAUGAAUUUAAAAAUAUGCCCUUCUGUAAUUAAUUUAAAAAUAUGCCCUUCUGUAAUUAUUAUAAAGAUAUGCCCUUCUGUAAUUAAAUUAAAAUAUGCCUUUGUCCUUCUGCAAUCUAUUAAAAAAUAUGCCCUUCUGUAAUGAAUUUAAAAAUAUGCCCUUCUGUAAUCAAUUUUGGUUCCAAUAUGAAUAUGUCACUGAGUUAACAAACACAAAUGUGUUUCAUCAUAACUAAAUACAGGAUUAUUUAACACUGCCAUAUUACAUGGAAAUAUACAUUAAAAGGUGUUUAAUUAUUGUCCAGGUGUAUAUGUGAUCAGGUAUGUAGUCCGUCCAUUCUGCUAACCCUCCAUUGUCAGUACCUAAUGACACAUCCUGUCACAGGUGUCACAUUGUCAUACAUCCAUAUUGAUUCAGUUCCAAGGUUUGUGUGUAUGGCGGAUGUUAGUGGUGUUGAGACUACAUGUGUGUGAAUACUAAAACUAAUCAUGUCUUUUAUGAUCAUAUUUGAUUUACUGUGCAUGUACAUGUUGUACACACGGCACUUCUUUGUCACUUUGGAUGGCCAUUUUGCAAAUAUAUGAGGCUUUAAAAGACCUCAGGUUCCAUUGCUGAAAUAGAAAUAUGAAUAAUAUAUUGUAAAACAAUUCUUUGGAACAUUUUAAGUGAUCUCAUAAAAAGAUUGUUGGUUUGGUGAAAUUAAAGCAUGAACGGGUUAGUAUGUAUUUUGACCUCAUGAGCGUUUCAUUCUUUAAUUAGUUGACUGAGAGUUAAAGAGACUUUUCAAAUAUUUGAGUCAGUGGAUACUUGUACAAAGUCUAUAUACAUGUACUUCAAACAACUCCCACAAUCAUUUAAAUACAACCAGCAAGCCUAGGAGUUCAAAGUCAUCAAUGAAAGGUGUUCUGAUGUAUUAAUAUUUGAAAGUAGAAAUAUUGUUCCCUCAAACUUUCUCUUUUGCCUUCAUGUGAUGAAUAACUAAAUUUAAUAUAUUUUGUUCUGUGCAUGUCUUCUGUGUUUUAUUAUUGUUCCUGGGGCGGUCGGGUAGCCUUGUGGUUAAAGCGUUCCCUCGUCACGCUGAAGACCCGGUUCGAUUCCUGACAUGGGUACAAUGUGUGAAGCCCAUUUCUGGUGUCCCCCGCUGUGAUAUUGCUGGAAUAUUGCUAAAAGCGACGUAAAACCAUACUCACUCACUCAGUUAUUAUUGUUCCUAGUCACAAUGUUCUUUGUCCACUGCAUCACAGCAUGGCUCACAUUGUAUGUGAAUGACCUGGGCUGACUGGUGUCUCUUAGCUGCCAGAAUAUUAAACAUAAAUGCCGGAGAAUAACCAGUCUCGGUUUUCUGCCGAACCAGAUUCCAUUGGGCAUAAAAGGGAAAGUAGCAUGUUAUAUGAAUGGAUCACUGAAAAUCAGUGAUGACACCAGGUGCUUGAAAGAAGAGUAAACAUGUCAAAUUCACCCUGAUUAUAAAUCUUGGACUGGGCAAUAGAUGUCUAUGCUAUGCAUUUCAUGUGAGAGUGAAUAAUACUUUAAUGAGGCGUUCACAUUGAACUUUCAUAGCAUAGAUUAGACCUCCAGAUUAGCUGCAUAUUUGUGUAAAAUAUGAAAAAUAGGUCAAUAUGAUUAAAUUAAAUUGACUUGCAUAAAAAUCCACACACAAAACAAGACAUCGUAGUAUACCAACACGGAGUAUAAUUUCCCACUGUAGCUUGUGUACCUGUGUGUCUUUACACAUCUUUAUUUACUGGUCCAAUGCAGGCAUCACUUUUCAUAAACUCUACUGCAGUGUAUAAUGCACACUACAUCUCGCUUAUUGUAACUGAGACUUGUAUCACUGUGAGGAGCUUAUGCAACAGGUGACACACUUAGGGCAGAACAUAAACAGAGAAAAUUAGAAGUUACCUGAUACAGGAUCUCAAGCAGAAUUAUUAUAAAAAUGUCUCUUCACUGGUUUAAAAAUACCCAAUAGACUUGAACCAAGGGAUUAAAGAUACUGAAUACCCAAAGGAAAGUAUCCAAUACCCAAUGUGAGUAAAUUCUCAAUGUAACAUUUAUCUGGAUCCCUGAUAGAUAUUUACGAUGUAUUAAACCUGAAUAUGUCUAUGUUCCUUUUCUUUUGAAAUGAAAUCUGCCAAUCUGUAUGUCUAAUAUCGUUCUUGAAUUAUGAAGGAUGUGUUUGAAUAACUGUGUAUGUGAACUGACUGUGAUACCUCCAGCAUAUUUGUUAUUGUGAAAUCCUUCACACUUCACUGUACAUAGAAAUUUAUGUAAUAAAUGGAAAAUAAGAAA